Messenger RNA from Verticillium alfalfae VaMs.102, 1731 nucleotides. Its product is annotated as drug resistance protein. The record is from RefSeq and is a predicted model, not a curated record. Lineage: Eukaryota; Fungi; Ascomycota; Sordariomycetes; Glomerellales; Plectosphaerellaceae. Gene Ontology annotation, biological process: transmembrane transport. Gene Ontology annotation, cellular component: membrane. Gene Ontology annotation, molecular function: transmembrane transporter activity. Bases 1 to 1731 code for a protein of 576 amino acids. The transcript has 2 exons.
AUGAACCUCUCUGGCGAGAAGACUGUGGCCGGUGAGAUUGAGACGAAUACGAGUGAACCCGGACACACCAACACCACCGCUUCACCGCGUGGGAAGAAGCUGUCGACAUCUUCGGACGCCGAGCCCUGUCCACCAGUGGAAGACGGACCGAUCGAGAGCAAUGGCCCUCCUGCGCUGCCGUUCUCCAAGGCGAGAGCAAUUGUGCUCGUGGCCACCCUCGCGGGCGCCAGUUUCAUGAACACCAUGUCACUGCAAGCCGUCGUCAUCAUCUUGCCUGCUAUUGGCUCUGACCUCGACAUCCCCGAGCAGCGUCUGCAGUGGAUCGUCUCGGCCUACUCUCUCGCCUUCGGCUGCUUCCUGCUGCUCUGGGGCCGCAUCGCCGAUAUCUACGGCAAACGCCUGAUCUUCGUGGCUGGCUCUGCCUGGGCUGCUGUCAUGACACUUGCCAACGCCUUUGUCCCCAACGAGAUUGCCUUCAACUUGUUCCGUGGUCUGCAUGGCCUCGGCGCCGCCGCCAAUGUUCCCACAGCUAUCGGCAUCCUCGGCACCACGUUUCCGCCUGGCAAGGCGAAGAACUACGCCUUCAGCGCCUACGCCGCCGGUGCACCCUUGGGUAGCGUCUUUGGCAACCUCAUCGCGGGUUUCAUAGCCCAAUAUGCUGACUGGAAGUGGAUCUUCGGCGUCAAGGCUAUACUCGCGGGCAUGGUGGCCGCCGCAGGCUUUUUCGUCAUCCCUCCACCCCCGCCGCCCCCACCGUCGCUCGAAGGCCAACCGAGCAAGACCAAGCAGUCGGUUGAUUGGAUCGGAGGCGCUCUCAUCACCAUCGGCAUGCUGGCCCUGCUCUAUGCCCUGACCGAGGGCAACGUUGUCGGUUGGGAUAGGCCCUGGAUCCCCGUCAUCAUUGUCGUAUCCCUGAUCAUCAUCGCCGUUUUUGUCUUCUGGCAGCGCUACCUAGAAAAGAAGGGCGAAAGACCUCCGCUCAUGAAGGUCUCGAUUUUCAAAAACAAGCGUUUCAGCGCCGCCAUGGUCAUCAUGGGCCUGUUCUUUGCCUCGUUCAACAACUUCCUCGUCUUUGCGACCUACUUCUUCCAGGACUAUCAGGGCCUUUCGGCACUUCAGACCACCAUCCGUUUCAUCCCCACGGGUGUUGUGGGCAUCGUCACGGCAUUCGUCGUCGCGCUGCUGCUGUCCCGCGUGCCAACCUAUCUCCUGCUCGUAUUCGGCAACGUUUCCAUGGCAUUGGCCUGUGUGCUGUUCGCCAUUCCGAUCCCCUCGAACACGACGUACUUUGCCUUUGGGCUGCCCGCCAUGAUUCUGUCCGUAUUCGGUGCUGACACGGCGUGGCCGUCCCUGACGCUGUUCACCUCCAAGUCCUUGCCGCAGGAAGACCAAGCCCUCGGCGGCGCGCUCAUCAACUCGGUCGGCCAGAUGGGCCGCGCCAUUGGUCUGGCGAUCAGCACGGCCGUGCAGACGGCCGUCAUGGCCAAGGCGCGCGGCGUGCCGGUCAUGGACGUCGGCGAGACGAAGCCCUGGGAUGGACCCUCGCUCAAAGGCCUGCGGGCCGCCAACUGGAUGAAUUUUGGGUACGGUGUUGCGUCGCUGCUCAUCGUGUUGUUUGUCUUCCGAAGCUCGGAAGUUGUGGGCAGGGCGGAGCCGCCAACGGCGCGUUCCGGCGGCGAGGAGGGAAUCAUGAAUGAGGAAGAGACGAAUGCUGAGAGGAGGAAGGCGUAG